Molecule: messenger RNA, 252 nt
Organism: Racocetra fulgida
Lineage: Eukaryota; Fungi; Glomeromycota; Glomeromycetes; Diversisporales; Gigasporaceae
Source: the annotation of a GenBank genome assembly
AUGAGAAAUGUGAAUGGAUGUACGAACGUAAUGAACGAAAAGGAAAUAAAAUCGGAAGGUGAUGAAACAUAUGUGGUUAUCAAGAUGGAAUUAGAUGAUGUAAAACGCGAUGAUUAUGGUGAAAACGUAAAAGACGAUGUCAAUAAUGUUAGAGAAAAUCAUGAAUGGGGAAAAGAGAUCUUACCUAAUUCAAGAAUAAACGAUCAAGCUGCGAUAGAUCAUUGUGAUGAAGCAGGAGUCGAACGGAUAUGA